This is a messenger RNA of Centrocercus urophasianus (Greater sage-grouse), 1737 nucleotides long. Its product is annotated as potassium channel subfamily K member 16-like. The transcript is spliced from 5 exons. Gene Ontology annotation, biological process: stabilization of membrane potential; potassium ion transmembrane transport. Gene Ontology annotation, molecular function: potassium ion leak channel activity. The record is from RefSeq and is a predicted model, not a curated record. Gene Ontology annotation, cellular component: membrane. Lineage: Eukaryota; Metazoa; Chordata; Aves; Galliformes; Phasianidae. Bases 111 to 1088 code for a protein of 325 amino acids.
AGCGCAAGAUCCCAGUGGAAACAGCAGCUGGGAGGGCUCUUCCUGCCUAGGGGAGGCUCCUCAGGAGUUUGUGGGAUUUACCAAUCUCUCCCUGUCCCUUACCGAGGGCCAUGUGCAGUGGCAAGCUGCAGACAGGUUUGCUGGUGGGCAGCUACUUCGUCUACUUGCUGGUGGGUGCAGCUGUGUUCCAGGCACUGGAGAGGACUGCUGAAAAGCAGCAGAAAAUGGCAGCUGCUCAGAUGAAGGAGGCUUUUCUGCAGAAUUUCACUCACCUCACAGUGGCAGAGAUGGAGCAGUUUAUGAAGAACCUGACUGAAGCAAUUCAGAACGGAGUUUACCCUAUUGGAAAUGAAUCACAGACUGAAAACAGCAACUGGGAUUUCAGUAACUCCUUCUUCUUUGCAGGCACAGUGGUCUCCACAAUAGGUUAUGGCACGCUACGUCCUAAAACUGUUGGGGGCCAGAUCUUCUGUGUCUUUUUUGCUCUCUUUGGAAUCCCUCUGAAUAUUGUUUUUCUGCACCGUGUUGGUAAGAUCCUCUCACUGCUGUGUAAAAAGCUGGGGAAAUUCCUGUACGAAAAAGGAAUGAGAAAGAAGAAGAUCAAAUUUCUGACCCUUCUGUUCUUCCUUGUGACUGGGAUCCUAGUGUUCCUGUGUUUGCCAUCACUGUUCUUCCAGAUCACAGAGGGUUGGUCCUACAGUGAAGGAAUUUACUUUGCAUUUAUCACCCUCAGCACCAUUGGCUUUGGAGAUUACGUAGUAGGUAAACAACCUGGCAGGAUUUAUUUUUCCUACUACCGAACAAUUGUGGCCAUUUGGAUUCUUUUUGGACUUGCCUGGAUUGCUCUCCUAUUUAAUUUAUUGACAACGGUUCUAGAAGAUACUGAGAAAAUAAUUGUCAAGGAUCUUCAUCAAAUUGGAAAGGUGGGUGAGGAUAAUGCAGCAAGCCAACCAAGAGGGUGCUGGCCUGUUCAGUUUAUUCCAGAAGAAGAACUGAUAGCAUCUCAUGCUGAAGGGGAUGCCCAGAAAAUGGAGUCAUUAGCAGCAGAGGGUGCACACGAAAAUGGAGUUAGUAGCAGCAGGUCCUGAACAAACAAAAAAUGAAAAAGUGUUUUCUGAUAGCCAAAAAUACUGGCCAUAUGCUUUAGCACGGACAUUUAAUUCUUCAUUGGAAAUUUGCUAGUGCAUUAUUCUAAAGAAAUUCCCAUGGAAAUUAAAUUUAUCCCACCUUUUGCUGAAGUACGGCCAUUUAGAGCUCAAGACUUUCAGUUACACAGAAACACAACAUUAAUGAUAUGAAAUUUGCUCUACAGUUUGCAGCCAUCUUGUGCUAAAACAUUACAAGUGCACCCAUUUUGUGAGGCUUUUUUAAGAUGCUUCCAUGAAAAUGCAAAGGAGGGGUGUGGUAGAGCUUGCUUACUGUAUUUGGAUUUUGCUGCUUGUAAAAAAAAAUAUCACAUCUCUUCUUGGAGCUGACAUGUACAAGCUUUUCUGAGUUUCUGAGUAAUACCAGCACCUUUGGAAGAAGAAGAAAUAAGGGCAUAUAACAUGCCUUGAUUUCAGACAUCACAUAGGAUGAACUGGCAUGAUCUGAAAGCUGUGUUUGAAGGACAAGACCUGGGCUCAGUGCAGAGAUGGAUGAGCAAGGUUAGAAAAAGGAUACCUGUAUUAUGAUUAAUGAUUAAUUCUACAUAUUCCUGAUUUACACUAAGAUAAAUAAAAGCAACUUCACUUCUUA